AUGGUCUUUUUCCUCAAAUGCUGCCAGCCAGUGAAGUCAAUAGCAUCAGAGAAAGAGCGAGUUAGCUUGAGAAAGAAAAAAUUGGGAUUAUCCGAUGAAGAGAAGAGAUCAAGUGUCGGAUCAGAAUCAAUGCCAGUAAAUAGACGAAGUCUCCAACGAAAGGGGCUUGACGAGAACAGAUACAAAAAUUUAAACGCUAUAACGGAGCAAGGAGACUUAGAAUUCGCUGCAUCAGCAACUGGAAUAGAAUUAUUCGCUGGAGGAUCAGCCUCACGACAAACUAAAGCAAUGCAACUUAUUCGAGAAAAAUGCCCGGAAAUAUUCGACGAAGAAGCAGAAAAUAUGGACAAGUUCGAAUCAGAUUAUGAAAGCGAAGUGAGAACAUCAGCGCUCCGAACAAGCCGCCAAUCAAAACGAGCAGCGGGGAAGACGUCUCUUUUAUCAUUGACCACGGCUUCAAGAAACUCAUCUUGUUCGACCAUACGCGCUCAGCGCUCAAACAGAUCUGACAGCUUUGAAGACAUGUUAAAGGAAGAUGAAAAAUCAUCGCAGACUGGAAACUUGUCCCAGCACUCCUCCGUGGACUCCUUCGAGGAACCACGAGCUUCGAAGCAGAGGGGAUUAGACUUGAUCUUCAAUGAUAUUCUUAAAGCAAGAGCAAGCAAAGAAGUAAAGCGAAACGAAACGUCAAAUGUUCUGCGACAGAAUUCAAGUCAAAAUCUUCACUCAGCUGUCGCUUCUUUUACAAGUCUUCAAGCUGGUCUUCAAUCUGUUUACUCCUCAUAG
Messenger RNA from Oikopleura dioica, 786 nucleotides. NCBI's taxonomy places the organism in Eukaryota, Metazoa, Chordata, Appendicularia, Copelata, Oikopleuridae. The record is from the annotation of a GenBank genome assembly.